CUUAAACUAAACGAAGGAAACCAAAGAGUUCAUCACAUGCACCAAAGGUUAUUUACUGAUAUUUAAUUUCAGGCUGUGAGAUUGAAAACACCCAAAAUGGAAGAUUAUUACUCAUUGGUGUUGUUGAAGCGAUAGUUCGAAUGGCAUUUUAACACAAAACACUCGAACUUCACGCUGGAAGUGUUAAUAGCUAAUUUAUUUAGAAGAGGCCUUUCGAAGAGGAGGGUUAUAUACAAUUUCUACACUACCAAACGUAAAACAUUAUGAUAAGAAGAGAUAUUUUAGGUUAUGAAUAUAUUGUAUUUUCGUACCAUAUUUAGUAUCAAAAAAUUUUGUAGAAAUUUGUCAUGGAAAAGGAUUCACAACACAUGUCGCUUAGUUCGAAUUUCUCAGGAAUUGCUAGAUAUUUAUAAAAUUGUCAAUCAUAAAAUUUCUACAUUGGCUAGCGAAUCAAAAGGGAUGAUGUUGGAUCUGUAAAUCCCAGAAAUUAAUUUUGAAGCAAUGGAUCAGAGUGAAGUAUGUGUUCUGUCAUAUGCAUCUCAUAUAAAGGAAGAGGUAGAAGAGAAGAAGGACAUUAUUUCAAUCUGUGGCUUGAAGCCAGUGAAGCAAGGUGCCUAUGUUGGAUCUGAUAUGUUAGUAGGAAAGGAACAAGAGGAGGACAUUACUUCAAUCUGUGGCUUGAAGUCAGUGAAGCAAGGCGUCUAUGAUGGCCCUGAGAUCUUGGUAGGAAAGGAACAAAAACUAGAACUUGGGGAAGGACUUGUAAGCUGCCUGCCGACAGUUGGUGCCGGAAAUGAAGGGACCAGUCCAGUGUUGAAUCCACUGGGCACAGUGGUAGAGGAAGUGUGCAUGUACAUAACUGAAGGAGCAGAAUGGCAUCAGGGUGAAAUGCCAUUCCAAAAUUGGCAAGAACAUGUUAUGAUUCAUUUGUGUCGUGUAUGUGCUUUGGAAACGGAGAAUCUAGUGUCUGUGUUUGGAGAAGAGGGCACAAAACUGAAAUUGGCUGAAAAAAUACACUGGCACUUACCUAUUGAAGUAAGAGAAGAUGAUAAAUUGCCAGUGACAGUGUGCUCUUCUUGCAUAUCCAAAUUGAACUCCUGUCAUGAACUGGCAAUGUCAUGUUUGAGGGCGAAUGAAAAGCUGUGCAAACUCUUCAACAUAGAGGAAACUAAUUUGACUGAUUAUGGAGAAAAGAGUAAUUUUGCAGCAACACAACUGCAGCGUAAUAAAACAUUGGAUGCCCGUGAUAAAAGAGUCCUUUUCAGAGAAACCUUACAUAAGGCACCAAACAUAGUAACAACACGAAGAUCUUCAAAGCGACCUACACUACCUAGCCAUCAAUUGUCGACAGCAAUGGAACUCUUGAAGAAAGUGAAGCAAGGACAUGGAAAGAAUAUAAAAAGUACACAAAGGACAUUGAACAAUGGCCAGAAAUCAAGCUCCAUACUACUGAAGAGUGAGGUUCCUGAAAUGGAACAGGCUGGAGAUGGCAAUAAUGCUGACAGUGCUGAUGUAAAGAUGAACAGUAUUCUCCAUGAUGAUAACAUGACACAAAAUGUUGGAGAAUCUGAUCCCACUGACCCAUUAUAUAUUGGCACUGAGGAAACUGCAUAUAGUAGGCCACAGCGACAAUUUGAGAGGAAGACAUCUAAACUUUGGGACAUCUUCAUGAAAUCCAAGAUGGAUGGAGUAAUGCAAGAUUUCACGAGAAGGGAAGAUGAGACUGAAGAUGAGAAUAAGGAAAGGAAAAGAAGGGUACGUCAUAAGGAAUGGAAGUGUGAAACUUGUGGAUAUGUGUUACUAAGAAAAACUGCACUAAUCAUGCAUCAGCAGCGAAAGCAUGGCCCACAGAAGUUCUCUUGCAGCUACUGUGACAAAACAUUUCGCAAUGCAGUAGGAAUGAAAGUACAUGAACGAUGUCACACAAAGGUUGCUGCCGAGAAAACAGAGCCAACAUCUUACAUAUGUGAGUUCUGUGGAAAAUCAUUCCGAGGGAAGAAGACUUUGAAGGAUCAUCAUCUAGCAAAUCACAGUGAUGAAAAGCCUUAUAAAUGUGAUAAAUGUGACAGAAACUAUGGUUCCUUGGCUAGUCUUGGCAUCCACAAGGCCACCCAUUCCACAGAAACUCCAUACCUUUGUGAUCUGUGCGGUAAGAGCUUUAAGCAUGUCAGCAAUCUCCGUAGCCAUAAGCGUUCACACAGGGAUGAUUCUGAUAAGAAUCGUCAGGUAUGUGAUGUUUGUGGUAAGGGAUUCCGUUCCAGGUUUCACUUGUCAGAGCAUAUGAAUGUGCAUACUGGAAGACGUCCAUACGCAUGUAAUGUGUGUGGCAAACACUUUCACAAAAAGAUUCAGCUUCGGCAACAUGGUUCAGCACAUUCAGGAAUGCAACCUUUCAAGUGUCAUCUGUGUGGUGUCCGAUUUAACCGCCGGGGAAACAUGACACAGCACAUAAAACGUCAUGACAGAGUACGCAAAUACACUUGCCGGGUAUGCAAUGAAGGCUUUGCUACGCUGGGAGCUGUCUUGAGUCAUCGCAGAAAGCAUACAAAAGAGGAGGUGGAAAACAGCAUACGACAGCAGUCAGGAUCGGUAGAUGACCCAGAGCAAGUGGCUUACAAAUGUGAUGUAUGUGGUAAGCUUCUUGCUAAAAAGGAAUCUUUGGCCAUCCACACGCGCUCCCACACAGGUGAGAAACCAUUUGAAUGUGGAGUAUGUGGAAAACGGCUGAGCAACAAGGGUUCAUUAUCAUAUCACAUGCGCUCUUUCCAUACUGGGGAACGGCCCCACACCUGCCAAUACUGUGGGGAAGGCUUCCUGUCUCGUGAAGCCCGGCUGGUACAUGAACGAAUUCACACGGGAGAAAAACCAUAUAUAUGUUCUGAAUGUGGUAUGGGUUUUCGAUGCUCUAGUAACUUGGCUCAGCACGCUCGUGUUCAUUCAGAGGCACGGCCUCAUCCGUGUCCACAUUGUGAAAAACGUUUCCAACGAAAGGGUGCGCUUGAUGUACAUAUCCGCACUCACACAGGCGAGCGUCCUUAUGCCUGUGAUAUGUGUGGUCGAUGCUUCACUCAGAAGAAUGACAUGCUCAAACAUCGCCGAACACAUUCCCCAGAUCGACCCUUUCCUUGUCCCCAUUGUGGCCAGAUAUUUUCACAGAAACGUGAACUAGCUAAGCAUCAGUCAUUACACAUUGCAACAUCUCAAACAACAGUGCAACAUGAAGUUGAGCAUUCACCCCCUACACAAACAGUGCUCAUUACAACAGAUGACAGUCUCAUCACAUAUCCAGAAAUAAAUGUACCAGUCAUGGAAAAUGCUCAGACACUCAUAUUGCACAGGUACUAGAGCCUCACAUAUAAUAGUAGACAAUAUUUUCUUUAUAGCAUGAGUGUAUUAAAUCUGUAGACUGAAAUCUACUUCAGGUGGUGAGUACAGAAUUAUUUCUUACUGAAAUUAUAUAAUUUAUCUACAUACAUUUAUUAAACUACAACAGAACUAUUUCACUGUUAUUUUUCACAGUACUGUCAAUGAAUGUUUCAUUUUUAAUAAUAUAUAAUGUACAUUUAUGUUAUUUGCCCACAUAGAGGUUGCCCUUGCAGAUGUCAUACAUCUGUUUUGUGGUAGGAAACUGGGUAAGUUACAAAUCACCAUUUCACUACAAUCCAUGUGCCUCUUUCAGUCACUAAAGAAUAUGAAAUGCUGCUGAUAGUUUGUUUUUGGAAAGAAGUCUUUUUUUUUAUUUUAUAUUUAGAUUCAUGUUUCAAUGGUGUGUGUAUGUGUGUGUCACAUUAACAUUUUUAAGUUGCAUCUGGUCACUAUAGGCAAAAACGAAUAGUUUCGCGUCUUUCAACUUGAGUACUUCUGCAACAGACCUCUUAAAUCUUAAAAUAUCCAAGGGUCAGAGUACUGAUUAUAUGAUUUAAUGGGUCAUAUAUCAUGUUUUUCAUAGUGUUUUGUGAAUAAGUAGAACAUGCAUUUGGUUUACAUCUGUAUAUAUCUGAACUGAAAAAUUAAAAUAAAAAGUGCAUCCUAUGUGUGGGUAAAAUAAAGAUUUAUUGCUUAAUCUAUUUGUUAGUAAUAUUGGAAGUGAAUUUUCUUAUUUUCAGAAUAGAGAUAGUUGUGAUAAAAAUUGUUAUUGCACUAAAUUUAUAUUUCUUUUCUUUAUGAAUGGUUGGCUGAAGUCAGAUGCCAGACUGUGUCAAAUAUUGUACAAGAUGAGUUACUUCAGCAGUUCACCCAAAUGUAUUUCCAUAUGAAGUCAGAAUAAAAUAAAUCUGUAUGCUUCUAGUUUGUAAUGGUCAGUGACGUCUUGUGACUGUCCGAACAGGUGUGGCCAGAAAGGAAUAAAAUUACCUCCUUCCCCCAAGGCCUAUAAUUAUACAAAGAGAAGAACAGUUAUGUUAUUUAUAUGUUCACAAUUUACUGAUUUACUUAUGCUACACAGUACCACCACCUUUUAGCAACUACAGUCUCAUCUCAUGUUGACAGGCACAUUUUAAACAAAGUGGCUGUAGAAAUACAACACCCUCUUGGGUUAGGGAGGGAUUUGGAUCCCACUAGGCUCAUCUUUGCCUUUUAAUGUCUAUGUGUUAAGCAUACAAAUGGAUAGACCAGUGCCUUCAGCACUUAUUUGUACAAACCUAAAUAUGCACCAUUUGUAUUACUCCCUGGGCCAGACCAAUUAGUCCUCACAUAUAUCUUUUAGGCUGUUUGAUAAUCAUGGCAUCAGUGAUUCAUGUGACAUUGAAUCUCUUUAAAAUUGUCUUUAAAUUAAUUCAACACUUCCUUAUCGAUUUCUUUUCAAGUACAGCAGAGUACAAUCACUAAAAUUAUAUUACUUUCUGCUGUUGUAAUAUUGCCUUUGAAAUUAUUACUAAUUCUACAUAGUCCAGUAUUUACACAGGGUUUCUACUAAACCUUCAUCUGUAUUCAUAUUACAGGCUUGUCACUUGAAGUAAGUGCACACAUACACAAACAUACAAACACUGAUCUCAUCAUAUUUAAUUUGACAUGGAGGAACACAAGAAACCUAAAAUGUUAACAUGUCAUUUUCUCUCAAUGUAGCCAAGUACCUGUGGUUGGAGGGAGAAUAACAGAUGUUUGUGGCAAGUGGGGAAGGCCCAAUAUUGGGCUGUGAUCUGAUGGCCAAACCCAUUUCAGAACAGACUUGCAUAGGGAAGGACAGUGAGCUAAGGCUUUGGCCCAUGAGACAAGGCCCUCCAUGACCUUGCAACCCAAACAACUUCUCUGCAGAGUUUGAAGAACCUUCUUGUGCCAUAUAAAAUGUAAACAUAUUAUAAUGCUGUCAUGCCAUACUAAAUGGAAACAAAUUAUAGAUUCAUAAAACUACUUUUAUACAUUGAGGUGUCAAAUGUUGGAGGGGUUUGGCCACCAGCCCUUAGGGAUUAUUUUAUGCAUUAAAAUACGUUUGUAGACUAUGUGCGUGAAGCUUACUUUAAACAAGUUAUAUAUUAAAGGGGGGGUAGAUUAAAUGCAUAAAAUUAAUUAUAAAUAUGAGGAAACCUAGUCAAAAUCUGUAACUUUAUAUCUGCACAGACAUAGUCUCAAAGUGGUCUUCUGGUUCUGAACCUCAUAGCGGGUGACUCGUUGAUUAUUCCCAUUGGGUUAGGCCUUGCUCACAGAAUCAAUGACAGGCUGAAAAUAGAACUUAAUAAUGCUGUAAUAUGUUUCUUAAAAUGUCAUAAUUACAGAAGAGGGUAAGAUUUUAAGACAUUUAAAAUAAUUAUUGAUAUAUAAAGUUUUAUCUACUAAAUCAUGUAACAAUUUAAGCUGAGUAGCUGUACUUUUCCAAUCAAUGUUCUUUCAGGACAAAUAAAUGAUACUCUACUGUACUGGCAUUGGGUGCAUAUUCUUCUGACAUAUGCUUCAUGUCUGUACUGGCUUAAAAAUCUUCCAGCAUCUCUUUCUCUUCCUCAUAGUUCUCUAGGUUUAUAAGCCUAUGUUCAUCUGUCUGUCUUCACCCAUUCUGCCUACAUUCCAUCUUGACCUUUAUGUGGUAAUAUCUUCAGUUGCAUUGUGAACCGUAAGUUUUUCACAUAAAUCAUGAAGAUCAGCAUAUGACACCAUUUUUUUGCAGUUAAAUGUUCUAAGUUGAAGAAAUUCAGGGUGUCUUGUAUUUUUAUUGGUUCCAUGUUAAUUUUAUAUUAAUCCUGCACAGCUUUCUUCUUUGCAUCUUAUGUAUAUGUGUAUAUUCAUAAGGAGAUACUUUGGGUGACCUGCAGAACUCAUUGUUGUGAACAUGUUUCUGUAACUUUCAUUUGCAUGUCUCACAUAAACAGAAUUAUAACAUGUAUAUUUAUGGCACAAGUUCAUUGCAGAUUUCUAAGAAUAACCGUAAAUUAAUCAUCUAUAAGUUCAUAUAUACCUUACACUUUAAAAACUGUACAAAGAUACAAUUUCAAAUACAAAUGUGUUUUUUCUUAUUUCUAACUGUACCAUUCUUUUGAUUUUUCUCUUUGUAAAUAAAUAUUAUUGAAUAAGAUUUUGACUUUUUAAGUAUUUAUGUCUGAAAGGAAGAAGCGUGUGAAGGCACUAACCCCUCUUCUGAAACUGGCCACGGGUAAGCUAAUUUAUAGCAUCUCGUAAUCCCUUAGCCUCAUUAGACAUAUUCAGUAUGCUAGGCUCACACAGCGUGUUACUAUUCCAUGUACUUAGCAUCUCAUUAAUGCCUCUAAAUGUGGGUGUCUUAGUUCAUAAGUCAUUAAUGUGCAUUGAAAGACAAAAAUCUGGACUUUUUAUUGUUUAUAAUUACUGUGCUUAAAAAAUUAAAUACUGACGGGUUUUCAUCUCAUCACACAGUGCUUUAGCACAUGACUGACUGCUGCUUCUAUGCUGCACACACUUCUGCAGCUGUAUGGGAGCAAGUCAACAUAUGAAUGACCCUUCAGUGUUCAUGUACUAAGAGAAUGUUUUCCUCGUUUUGACUGUUUUGUAGAUUAAUGUAAAUCAUAUCCUCACAUUCUGCUGGUAUCAGAGGAUGUGCCUGCAAGUUCUUAAUGGAAUUCCAUUGGUUCAAAAGAUAAGUCAAGUUUAAGUGCAUCCCUUUUAGUCUGCCAUUCAUGCCUGUAUGCCUUCUUUAAUGGAAUCAACAUGAAAAUCCUGCUAUUGCAAUCGUUAGGUUUGGUACAGUUACAGUUUCUAUUCAUUCUUAUGUAGGAUGGCAAGCAAUAUUAUUGCAUGUACAAAAUUAUCUUCAAUACUGAAUAUAUUUGUCACUGUUUUUAAGUAAAAGCAAUGACCACUUUUUCUAUUUUAUAUUCUGUGUUUAGUUACAGAGAGCAUAGCAUAGGAUACCACACUUGCAGGCUGAUGUCCUCCCUUAUAAUAGCAUACUGACAUUUAUAACCGUAUGUUACAUCUUUUCAAAGGCUGUUUCCAGACUUGCUGAGGUUACUAAUUUAUAUUUUAGGUUCAACCCCCAUACUAGUAUGUUAUUUAAUGAGACUGCAUCAGAUAAUAUGUCAUUCAGCAUUAAACUAUACAAGAGAAUGGAAAAAUGGCAAAGGGUGUGGAGAGAGUAGCAAAUUUUGGAAUACAAAGACAUCUUCCCUAAAGGCAAGGACAGUACUCGGGCACAGGCCAUGACUGCCUUCCUCUGUAUACUUCUCUAUAUAUCAUAAAUUCUAAAUGGGCAUUUUAAGACAUGGCUGAAGAAAAUAAAGGCUGCUAUGCUUGAAUAGGGUGCACAUUGUAAAUACAGCUUCCACAAUUGGAAUAUUAGUAAUUUAUAUGACUAUUUUUGGUACUAAUUUGUUUUGGAAAUAAAACAUUAUUUUUUCUUUGUCUGAUAACAGAUCAUGGUCCAAAAAUUUUGGAUGUCAAUGAAAAACCAAUUACAACAUACACAAAAGCAAUGGAUCUUCCAUUUUAACAGUAAACUUGUGGUCUGUGAGAUAUUUACAAUUUAUUGGCUUUAUUUAUCUGUGUGUGUCUCAAAAUUCAGUAUAAUAUUUGGUUAAAGCAGCAAUCCCAAUCAAGUGACAUAUGUUUUUUACUGAUAGUAUUAUAUAUGAUGAGUCCUGUAUCAAUGUAUUUUCAUUUAUGGGAAAAUAAAAUAAAGAAAGAAGGGACCAGACACCAUUCUGGGUUUGAAUCUUCAAAAGUGUGUUUGCUCAGAAUUUAUAUACAAUCAACUUUUGUUUACACAUGAAGAUAAUCGCGGCUCUAAUAUCUUGGAGAGACAUACGAAUUAUAUGGUGUAAAAGUCGAUAUAUAAACACUUAACACACGGUACAUUUAAAUUUAAAUAAAUAAGAUUCCUGAUAUUUACAAACACAUAUC
Molecule: messenger RNA, 8301 nt
Organism: Cryptotermes secundus
Lineage: Eukaryota; Metazoa; Arthropoda; Insecta; Blattodea; Kalotermitidae
Product: zinc finger protein 569
Exons: 9
Coding region: 502-3345 (947 amino acids)
Biological process (GO): regulation of transcription by RNA polymerase II
Cellular component (GO): nucleus
Molecular function (GO): zinc ion binding; RNA polymerase II cis-regulatory region sequence-specific DNA binding; DNA-binding transcription activator activity, RNA polymerase II-specific
Source: RefSeq, a predicted model, not a curated record